GCAUGAUUGAAAUGUGAAAAUUUGAACAUUACUUUCCAUAAAAAACAUCUGUCAUUUUAAAAUGUUUGGUUCUAAUAUUAUGUUGGUAAUGGCAAUUCAAGUUGAAGUUGAAUUUCCCUAUUAUUAUGUUGGCAAUGUUCUUUCCCUAAUAAAUAAUGGCUUCUUGUUAAGGCGGUGGGUGGUCGAGAAUUUUAUAAUUUGCAAGUUUAGUGAUAUUUUUGUGUUUAAAUCAUCGAGAUGAAAUAAUAUUAUUGCUACAACAGGAAUAUAAUUAUGUUUUUUCCAUAUUUACGUUAGUGCUUUGUGCCGUUACAAGAGAUAAAGUUGCUACUUGUCAUAAAGAAUAAUGAUCAACUCGACGAAUAUUAUUCAAAAUGAGCUAAUAAUACUCAACUUGUAAGAAUUAAUGAUCCACCGCUAAAAAGACGAUGUGUUUGGGUGUUAACUAAUUGGAGUUGUGAAUUAAUAAUCUUUCAUCACUACUUUCUGUCAAGAUGGCUAGGAAAGGAGAUACAAUUAGGAGCAUCAAUGUAUCAAUAGUUGGUUUGUCUGGUGUAGAAAAGGAUAAAGGUCAUGCUGGCGUGGGAAAAUCCUGCCUGUGCAAUCGCUUCAUGCGGCCUCAUGCUGAAGACUACAAUGUAGACCACAUAUCUGUUUUGAGUCAAACUGAUUUUAGUGGAAGAGUUGUUAACAAUGAUCAUUUUCUAUAUUGGGGAGAAGUGAUCAAAUCUUCCGAAGAAGGCAUCGAUUAUCAAUUUAGUUUAAUUGAACAAACUGAAUUCAUCGAUGAUGCUUCUUUUCAACCAUUCAAAGGAGGUAAGAUGGAGCCAUACGUCAAGCGCUGCGGAUCAACAAAAAUUACAUCUGCUGAAAAGUUAAUGUAUAUUUGUAAGAAUCAAUUAGGUAUAGAAAAAGAAUAUGAACAAAGAGUUUUGCCUGACGGUAAAUUAAAUGUUGAGGGUUUUAUAUGUGUUUUUGAUGUAAGCGUUGUGCCAAGUAGGACUAUUGAGAAACAGGUUGAAUUUGUAGCCGCUAUUCUCAAUAAUUUAUUAAAAACAAAAAAGCCAAUUGUAUUUGUUACAACAAAAAAUGAUGAUGCCAAUGAUAUGUACAUUAGGGAAGCGCAUAAGUUAAUCUCUAGAAACGAAUAUAAAAAUAGUAUACCGAUAGUCGAAACUUCGGCUCAUGAUAGCGUUAACAUUGACGUUUGUUUUAUGUUAUUAGCCCAAAUGAUCGAUAAAACUAAGGUAAGAUCUAAAAUACCGUCAUUCACUGAGGCAUCGUCAGCUAGAAAGGAAUUAAUGGAUGCUGCGAGUGAAUCUUUUAUGAGGCUUAUUAGAGUUCAUGUUACCGAUUGCCACGCUAUGUGGUCGCAAACUGUUAAAAAAUUAAAUUCACACAAAGAAUGGAUUCAUUUUGUGCAAUUAUUUGGAUUAGAUGGCACUCAGAGGUUGUUCAGAAGACAUAUUAAGAAGUUGAAAGACGAACAAUUAGCUAAACAAAUUGCUCACUAUAUGGAAUUGUUACCAGAUGUGUUGCACGAAUUAAUUCCUGGGUUUAACACAUUAGCGGACAUGGAUUGGCCAUCGAUUCAGCAAUAUUUAAAAUCCCACCCAAACUUUUCACAGUAUUUCUUUGAGAGACCCGAAGAUUUGCCAUGGUCUGAAUGCUUAGAUGAUAAUGAAGAAACUCGAAUACCUUUUGAUGUAUUGGACACAAGUGAAGCUGAAACAGUUUUCAAAAAUUACGUAAAUGUUCUGCAACAGGAACAAAAACGUUUGGAGUGGAAGAAACAGUUUAAGCAAUUAUUAGAAGAUACAGGGUAUGUUACACCUGGUAAACAUCUAUCUGAAGUUCGGGUUUUAUUUAUGGGUCGAGAAUGUUUUGAAGCUCUUUCUGAACACGAUUGUCAGAAAAUAUAUGAUGCACAUCAAAGAGAGAUUAUUGAAAAUGCCAAACAUAAUUUCCAAGAACUUUUACUUGAACAUGCUGACCUAUUCUAUCACUUCAAAAGUAUAGCUCCCACUGGUACCAUUACUCAAGACGACAUUAAAGAGAUAACGGAUGUGUUACAAGAGGAUUUUAGGUAUAAAAUUUUGGAUAGACUUGAUCAAGAUAGAAAGCUUACCCUUUUCCAGCACUUGGGUUUUAUACAUUAUCCAAUUAGAGAACAUUGUCCUGCUUUUCCAAAUUGUCAAGAUGCAUUGAUUGAGCGAAUCUUAGCUACUAAAGCCCAUCGACCUACCUCUUGGAAUAAUAGCAAUCAGUGGCUUAUUAGUUCAGAAAAUAACCAACUCAAUCUACUUAUAUUAGGAUUAAAUAAUUUGGCAGAAAAUUUGGCUGUUAAAAUUAGAAAACAAUGCGAUGAUGAUGAGUAUGAAAUAGAGUGUCAGUUUUAUAACUUAGAUUAUAGGGUCAUAAAUGGAGAUGUUAGUUUGCCCCACAAUUCUUUCAGAACUUCUGAUUUUAUACCGCAUGGUAGCUUUUGUGUGUACAAUAAUGCUCAGUCAUUUGAAUACAUUCGGGAGAGUUUAGAAAAGAAGUUACUAUCUAAUCUUGAGCAGGACGAUAAACUUCCAUUUCAGGGUUUGCCAAUUGUUCUUAUGUUUUUACAUGAUUCUUCAGUGGAAGAAAAAGAAAUAUUAAGAUUGCGAGAAGAUGGCCAAAAUCUAGCUGAUAAUUUGCAGUGCCCUUUUAUGGACAUAUCUUUAGAACAAACCAUGGAAGAGCAGCUAGUUCAUGAUGCUCUCCAUCAGUUAAUGCAAAGUAUUCAUCAUCGAGCAGGUUUCUUGAAUAUCAACCAAUCCGUUAUAGAAUGCGUUGAACCUGAUAUAAGAAUUAUCAUGUGCAUGUUUUGCGGAGAUCCAUAUUCCAUUGAAAACAUUUUGGGUCCCCUUUUAUCACAUCAAGUUUGUUUUCUAUCAUCUUCUCACAGUAUUAUUUUGGAAACGUUUUUAGGGGAUUCCAAAAGAAAGGUCGAGGUUAUAAUAUCUUCUUUUCAUGGUGCAAAUGCAUUUAGAGAUGAACUUGUUCACGGUUUCAUUUUAGUAUUUUCAACAAAAAGAAAAGCAUCUUUGGCCACGUUAAAUGCCUUUUCUAUGAACAUUCCAAACCUUCCGAUACAGAUAUUGGCUGUAACUGAUGAUGGUGGAGCCACAGCGUUCUUUAAUGACGAUCUAAGCCAGCUAUUAAUUACUGAAGGAAAUGCAACGGCAGAUAGGCUUCAUGCUCACUUUAUGACGUCAUCGUCUUCAAUGCAACACAAGACGGCUUUUUUCACUCCAUUCUUUAAGGAAGUUUGGGAAAAGAAACCCGAAAUUGAACAGGCUUUUAAUAUGGAAGAACCUUCUGGAUUGGACAGUGGGGAAGGCACUUUGGAAAGAUCGAAAAGUCAAAGACAUGGCCAUCCGUUGCCACCACCUCGACAUGAGAGUUACUAUCUAAAGUUGAAUGACGGCAGCGAAAGUGAAAACUUUGAAUUAAGUGGACCUGAUGAAAGACUUAGUUCUAGCGAUCACAGCGAUAAAUUUUCCAGUAUUUACAUGUACGGCAGCGAAGGAAGCGAGAAAAAGAGAAGCAUGCAUUCCGGUUUCCAUGUAUAUCCUCCGCCAGCUACUCCUCCUGAACCUGCGCCCCCAGAUAACAUUCUAAACUUAAGACAUUCCAAAAAGCAAAUUAUGUCAACAUCUCAAACUAGUUUGGACGAUGUUAACUAUGGAGAUCAUCCAAUGUCUAUUCCUGGUAGCGCCUGGAAUAAUUAUCAUCAACAUGCGUUUACUACAGGUCGUAGACAUAUUCCUAUUUCCAAAUCUCGUUCGAAAGGAAUCUCUCAGACUUUAAAACAGCCGGGAAAACUGAAUAUGAAAAAUUAUUCGGCUGUUACUGAAGCAAUUGCUAGAAUGAACGUAAGUGAUAUGUCUCCUUCUAAUUUUGGUAACGCUCCUCUAGCUACUCCAGAAGCAGUCGAUUUAGGUUGUGAAUACGCUCAAGUUAAAGAUGUUCUUCACAGUAUGUAUCCUGGUCAGAGUCCAGAAUAUAUGUAUACCAUGGUACAGGAUGCUAUUAGCGGCAAGACCAAAUUAAGGCAAAGGCGAGAAAAAGGACAACCAUCUUAUUCAGAUACUGACAGCGAAUGGAGCAGUUUGGAAAGAAGACAACGAGCUAGUGAAGUAUAUUCUAAAGUAAGCAGAAAAGGUGGCACCCAUAAAAGGCAGCGCAAGAAACGUACUGCCAUUCCAGUGCAGCCUCCAAGAGUUCCGCAGUUAGGAUCUUUUACUCUUCCGCCAGUACACACUCCGGUAUCCGAUGCUGAUAAUGACAAAAUUAAUGUAGGAUCUGAAUCAAAUUCCGAAUCGUCAGAUGUAAGCGAAGCUGAACAGUUUCCUCCUCCAAGUAGUUCUGAUUUGAGAAUGAGAUUUUGUCAAAAACGAUCAUUGAGUUUAAAGAAAAGAAUGCCAGAUUCAGUGAAUUCUCAUCAUUUCAAUAUACAGUUGAAUUCUAUGGACUUGUAUCAAAGUCAAGGUAUGAUGCACGAUGAUGAAUCUAGUUUAGACGUUUCUUCUCCGAGGGACAAUAGCUCUCCCAUGUUUGGUGUUUUACCUAAAAUGAAAGAAUGCGACAUAGAAAAAAUGCUUCGUAAACGCGAGAAGCAAAAAGCAAAGGAUGAUUCAAAACAGGAAAAACGUAGACUGAAAGAGGAGAAAUUAAAAAGAGUUGCCGAAGAAAGAGAUAAAAAGAAACAGAAAUCAAAGCAAAAGUCAAUACCUUCUAGUGGAGCUCCAUCCAAAUUGGCAGACUUUAUUCAAUCGGAUAAAAACUUUGUGCCAUGCUUUAUUGAAAUGUGUGUUAAAUUCAUUGAGAGCGAAGGUUUGGAUUCCGAGGGAAUCUAUAGAGUACCAGGUAAUAGAGCACAUGUGGAUCUACUAUUUUCCAAAUUUGAAGAAGACUCCAAUGUUGACGUUCGUGAUCUUGAUAUCCCUGUUAAUGCUGUGGCUACAGCACUGAAAGAUUUUGUAUCUAAAAGGUUACCAUCAUUAUUUGAACCUGAUGUAAUGACUGAAAUGGAAGAAAUCGCUGGUACUAGAUUGAAACCUAUGGUAACAACUUCCGGUAAUUUGGAGGUAAAGAAUGAUCGUAGCUGCAGACUUUUAGCUUUAAGAAGUAUGUUGGAUAAAUUGCCUCCGAUAAAUUUCCAAAUUUUGAAAUUCAUUUUUCAACAUUUUGUUAAAGUGACAGAAAACUCUAAACUGAAUAGCAUGGAUAGUAAAAAUCUGGCAAUAUGUUGGUGGCCUACUUUAUUGCCGAUAGAGUUUAGCGACAUGGGAAAAUUUGAACAAAUGCGGCCAUAUCUGGAAGACAUUGUUCAAACCAUGAUUGAUCAAUAUCCUUUUUUGUUUUGUGGAAAAGAGGCUUUUGUUAUGGUUUAAAAGCUUAUGAGUAUAAAAACCACGCACAAUUUGCUAUCGGUAGCCUCUGUAUCGGUGUUUCGUCAUCCAUUGAUUGUUGUUGAAUAGAAGAGAGGCCUUUUAUGUUAAAUUAAGAAAAUGGAUAGCAAAGAGUAAGAAUGUUCACUUAUUGUUAUUAAUUGUGUGAUGACCCAGUGGUAAUUUGUAUUUUUACAUUAUCCUUGAUGGAGUAUUUCAAAUUGCUGUAUGAUACUUUUAUAAAUGAAAUGUAUGAACAAUGUUCAGUAUACUUUGACUGGGUUAUUGUCUUAGGAUAGUAAAUGUUGUAUCUUUUUCAAAUAUCAACGAGAAUGUAGCUCCGCUACUUGUCCAUUGUUGGAAUUUUAUUUUGAAUAAAACCAGCUAUUUAAAUUUAUAAAACUGUUUGGUAUUGGAGCUAGAUAAAUGUAUACAAUUAAACUUUCCUUAGUUUAAUAAAUGAAAUUAAUUAAAACAUAACGUGCGCAUGUGCAAAAACCACCAACUACAAUUUUUUUUUAAUUAGCUACAUUGGUAUCACAUGUGUUAGAAUACAAUUUUGGCAAUCUUUUUAAGUGAACGUACUCUUACCGAUGAUCUGAAGUAGAUAGAUGUAAGACACACAUAGGGUUGCCACCUAUCCUUUUUUUGAAAAAGACUCCUUUUUUCACACAAUUGUCUUUUGUAUCUUUUUAAAGCUUAAAAUGUAUUUUUUACGUCACAUGUCUUUCAAAAGAACACCCGGUUUAUAAAAAUAUAAGCCGAGGACUUUUUUUUUGAAGCUCUGCAAAAGGACCAGGGGUUUUUAAGAAAAUAUAAGCUGAUGGCCUUUUUUUUUGUUUAGAAGCUCGCCAAAAAUACUUGGUGUUUUAACCAGAUUCUCUAUCGUCACCGUUGUUGUCUCGCUUUCCCCUUUCAUAAAUCUGGCAACCCUAACUAUCUAAACUAAGUUUUUUCGAAAUGCCCUUUAUUCACUUUUCAAAAAGGUGGCAAUCCUAGCCACACAUACCAAAAUAGCAUCUGAAGACACUGGAAAGGGAUCAGAAAUUGUGUGUUACUUUUUAUUUGAUACAAAUUCAACAAAUGGUUUACGAGAUAAUUUAUAUAAAACUUGUUUUAUGGGUUGUCUAUUCUGUAUCAUACAGUUGGUCAUUAUUAAAAAGUUAAAAUUUGUUGCUUCUAGUGCCUAAUCUCAGAAAUCGGUCACUGACACCAGGAUUCUGCACAGUAGUUUAUUGAGUGCGCCAAAUUAUUUAGUGGGCAAAAUUCUCGCGCAUGUGUCUGGUUUCUGAUUGUUGUUGAAACAGACCUCUAGUUUCCAUUAACAAAAAAGCAGCAUGGGCAAAAUUUUAGUACCAUCGGGGAAAAUUGCUAGGUGACCCUCAAAUGCCUUUAAGUUGGAACAUAUUAUACAAUAGAAAGCGGUAUGCUCUUACCUCUACCAUUUUCUUGCUUAUACUUAGAGAAAUUUUUGUGGACACAUCCAUUCAAUACUAUUUCUUUAAAAUACUUUUGAAAAGUUGUUAACUUUUUGGACUAGUCCAUCGGAUAUAUAUGACAGUAUAUUUGGUUAAUCCUUUCUAUCAUGUUUGGCAAUAGCCCCCUCCCCCAUCCCGGAAGGUUAAGUUUUUAAGGUUUAUUUUACCCAACCAAAAAAGUAAUGUUUUGUUCAUAAAAUUCACCCAACCUACUCAUUACAUAAGUUAGUAAUGGGCAAAUUUUGAAAAAAUCUGGGAGCCGUUUUAAAAAAAAUAUAUUUUGUUCAAAAUUAUUCUAUGUAAUCUCUAUGCCAUUGUUAUACUACUUUUGAAUGGCAUAUAAAGAGUGUUCAAUUUAAAAUAAAAAAUGAGAAAGUGAUGUGUUGACGACCAUUGUUUCUUUUGCAAUAUACAGGUCAUUUAAAUCAAUACGAUUUUUAUAUAAAAAUGUGUAAUCCCAUACGAUUUGAUAUUAUAAUGGGAAAUACAAGGGUAUUUCAAAUAUAAAAUAAAAUACUGGAUAAUCCAUUUAAAAAAAAAACAUAAGUUUGUUCAGGAUGCAGGAUCAUAUUUUUCUUUGGUAACUACGUUAGAGUUAAAAGGGUAAAUGCCACCUUUUCUAAAACCGUUGCAAAUUAUCUCAGGUUCUGUUUCUUUCCAAAUUUGUCCUAUUAAUGAACUAAACUUCUUUUUUGAGAACUUUUUUCCCUCAUUAUGUAUCUGCCAUUGGACAGCGCACCGAUUGGCUGUACGCGUUAGUAUAAAAUUGAUGCUUUAGGAAUUUUGGGCACAGUCGAUUGUGUAUCGUGUUUGUUAUACGAAGUAAAAAUAAUAAUAAUAUUGUUUGGACGUGGUAAAGGUGGAAAAGUAAAGGGAAAGACAAAGUCCCGUUCAAAUCGUGCAGGAUUACAAUUUCCAACUGGUCGUAUUCAUCGUUUAUUAAGAAAGGGAAAUUAUGCAGAAAGAGUAGGAGCAGGUGCACCUGUAUAUUUAGCAGCCGUAAUGGAAUAUUUGGCUGCUGAAGUUCCAGAAUUGGCUAGUAAUGCCGCUAGAGAUAAUAAGAAGACUCGUAUUAUCCCCAGGCAUUUGCAACUGUCCAUAAGGAACGACGAAGAAUUGAACAAAUUGCUUUCGGGAGUUACAAUUUCUCAAGGUGGUGUUUUACCAAACAUUCAAGCUGUACUUCUGCCAAAGAAGACUGAAAAUAAAGCCUAAUUGCUUUUAGUUUCUUUUAAUAAAAACCCACUUUACUUUUAACGACUUAAAAACGAUUAAAUCUGUAAAAUGUGAGAUGAAUGGGACGAAAGCUUAAGAAUUGUUACACUCUAUUAUCGCGGGCAACUUUUAUUAGUCUGUCAUCGACGUGAGACACGUGACUGUCAUAUAUAAGUAAGACAGGCCGAUCAGGUCCAAAUACUUCUAAUAAAAUUUUCUCGAAGUAAUUUAAGAACAGUUGGGAUUCCAUCCAUCCAUUGGCAGUCGCGGCAUAUGAGUUUCUGGGUAUUCGUCUGUAGAAGGAGCAAUCCAGUAAUCCCACAUAUUUGUUUGCCUUAAACACGGUCAGUGGGGAGCUUUAAAUCUAUCAGCGCUAACAGCCAUCAGCACAGUGUCAUUUUCCUUUCCAGAUCCAGCAGGUUAUCCUCGUUUUCCCACCACUUUAGUCUGAUGAAUCCAGAGAAAAGCUGGUUUCUAGAUUCCAAAUUUGACGAGGUUUAACGUGUAAGCUAAAUUCGUCUGUUUCUUCAAUAGGUCAAAAUAGUUAUUUGUAAUAAAAGGAUCCAAACACUUUUUUUCUUGCGUAUUCCACCGAUUGAGGUUUUUUUAUUGACAAAUUAUCUCUUGGAAAACCCCAAAAACCAAUCUUCUCCCGGUCGCCCAUUCUUAAAUGGUGUUUUAAGGUUAUUUCUAGUGACAUAUUGCUCAACAGUGUUAAAAAUGUCACGUCGUGUUAACCCCCACCCCCAUUUUCCAUUGUGAUUAAACAUUCGGCGAAUUUAGCUUCUUUAUUAAUGGGAAUUGCCGUGGAUCUUCCCAUAGAUGAACUUUUCUUGCCUCUAAUUCCUCGUCUAAGUGUCAUCUGGGGGAUACCGUAUUUCUUAUAAGCACCGUAUUGGGUAAUUGUUCCCCUAUGUAUUUCUACCAAUGAUCUUUGAAGGGUGACCUCAUUGUAGGUUGAACGUUUGUUAGAUUUUUUUUUGUAACAACAUACCAUGGUUUCAAAAAAUAUAACAAAAACACGUUACUUAUUUUUUUUUAUUGUCAUGGGGUAAGAAUUUUUAGGUUAUAUCUAAUAAAUACAAAAAUAUUUGCAAAACUACGAAAAGACUUACUUUUUCAACUUGUUAUACCGAUUUAAUUGUUGAAAUCACUUUGCUUUUUGAGGACAACGGCAGAUUAAAAAUUAUUAACCAAAUUGUGUUCAGUGUCCACACUGUCAUAUGUUUUCUUUGGAUACCACUGCGUACCGAGGAAUUAUUUGAGCUUAAACAUUCUACAUUAUAAAAUAACAUGUAGUAUACCCUUUGCUCAUAGAUUGGAGCCACAAUAAACCACGGAAUAGAAGUUAUGAUGCCUCUACCACUUGCCCCAGAUACACAUCGCACCUUACCUUAAACUGGAACAGUAGCUAUGUGUAUAUAUUUGGCAACAAUGUAUAUUGUUCUAUUUCUGUAAUAUUUAUAUAAAGGGUUGCCCUCUUUUGUUUCACGUUUCAACUCUAAUUAGCAAUAUUUUUUUUAGAGUAAUAUAAACCUUAAAAACUUGAUUUACACCAUACAUACAAAUUGUAUUAUUUUAAUAACAACUGUCAAUACCAGAUUAACGACUUUUGUCAAAAUUGUUUGUUAUACAGUUGUUAGAUAUAAAAUUGCUGAAUACCAACUGUAGUUACAGAAUAGAGGUCAUUAACAUGUUUUAGUUAUCUCGUUUCUGGCUUAUUUUUUUUUUAGAAUGAAUUCGUAAAAGUUAUUUUUUCUUACCAUGACAAAAGUAUUUUCACCAAAAUACCUGUUAGCCCUGUCGAUUGCUUCCAAAUUUGCGACACAUCUUGAGAAAAUAACAUAAACAUCGCAUGUGUUAGUAAAGUGUUAUAAUGAGACUCAAAUUUAGAUAUUUAUACAUGUGAAACAUGUUUCUAGUUAUAAUUAUCAUUUAAAUGGUGUGGUUUCCGAGUAUUGAACAAAAGAAACAUGAAACUGGAAAAUUAUAACUGUACACACUAUAUUUAGCUCCUUUGCUAUUUGUCUAAAAUGUUACUGUGUGAUAGCUAUUUCUUUCUUGUUAUGCCCCUAAUUUUUUUAUAUAUUUAUAAAACGAAUGACAAUAAUGUAAUUAUUUUGAAUGACUUGUUAAAAAUGACCUUUUGGCACAUUCCAGAACUGGUCAGAACUGAACUGGUUAUUUGUAUAAUGUAAGAUAAAUUGAAGACUGUAUUAAUUUUAUUUUUAACGAAAAUUCGUCGUCAAAUGCGUAUAGUUUUGGGGCCUUAAUUUUUAUAAAGCAAAAAAGCAAAAUGUCAAUUAUAUUUGCAUUGUAUACUUAAUUAUACAGUAGAAAAUAGUUAACUGAUUUCUUGUCCAGUUUUGUGGUAAAGCGAAGGCCCCUGUUUUAUUUAGAAGUGUUACAGCUCUUUUUUAAUAUAAAAAGGAAAGCUAAAUAUAACUUAUAGGGAGUUGGGUUAGUUAAAACUAGUAAAUUUGUGAUACAACGGAGGGUUGAAGGCGUCCUUUUCUAUGUCAAAGAUGCAGUCAACAAUAUUCACAUUUUAUCGACAGCUACUAAGGCAGCCAUUUUUUAUCCAGUUAAUUAAUUCUUCAGAUUGAUUCAAAUUCUUAAGAUCUUUGUUAUAUAAAUAAAAAAUAAUUUAAUUUUUGGGGAAAUGGAAAACAGUAUUAGAAAUUGUAAAAUUAUCGACCUUAGGGUUUUUGGCUGUAUUGUAAGCUAUCACACAGUAGCAUUGAUUUGUAAAAUAAAACUCGUCAAUAUUAAUUUGAGGUGUGGUCCUCGAAAAAUUCUAUAAUUAAAUUUAAUGCAAGACUGAGUCAUUAUUGAAUGACUUGGAGUGCCAAUAAGUAUUUCUAGUCUGCACAAUUAUGACAGUUAUCGGUUUAUCAGUAGUUUUUUUUUGUAUGGGAUGAGCAAUCUUAAAAAUGUGUCGAAUUAGAUUGAAAUAUUUAGGAAAUAUAAAUGAGUUGGUGAAGAAAAAAUCCAACUUAUAAUUUCUUGAAAUGAAAUUUACUCAUAUUAAGUACACAUUCUAACUUUAAAUUUAAUAUGUUUUUAAUAAUUGAAAAUUUAUGAAUUAUUAUUGCGGGGUUUGUAUUGUAAAGGUAAGAUUUGGGUGUCUAAAUAAAAAAAUCUCCUUACAUAUAAUAAUUGUUUAAUUGCUUACUGAAUCAUACCAUCCAUACCUAGGUACUCUAAUAUCAUAAUUUCAUUCCAGUUAUUAAAUAUUUGUUUUUUUUUUUAGUAAAGGCAAAAGUGUUUAAUUUUUAAUAAAAAAUACUAUAUCCAUUUAUUAACAAUUUUAUAAUAAUUGUAUAUACUUUACGGACAUCAUCAUUAAUUACAUCUAAAAUCGAUUUUUGUCCUGCUUUUUUUUAUUUUUAUUAGUGAUAAAUGCUGUGAUAUGUAUUAUUUUAAAUUUUGAAACAUCAUAUUUAUUUCAUAAAAGACAGCACAGAAAUGUGUUUUAUUUUACUAUUCUAGGUGAAAUUUUUUAUUUAUUUUUGUUUUGUGAAUUUAUUACUAUUUUUAAUAUUUCGAGGACCUCCUAAGGAUAUAAUUUUAGAAUAUCCAGAAAUUUUUAAUAGGUAUCCACAUGUUUUUCACUGGCCAAAGGAUGUGGAAUGUGCAUAGGAAAUUUAUAUUUUUUAAAAAUAUUAGAUAUUAAGUUAAAAAAGUAAUUUAAGAUAAACUGAUUAUUAAUUUUAAUUAAAUUGCUUUUGGAAAACAUAAAAUUUUUCAUUAUUACUACCUUUUUAGGUUUAAUUAACAAAAUGCAUUAUUCUUAUUUAAAUUAACAUUUAUAUUACAGUAUUUUUUGCUUAUAUACAUAUUGCUUGGGCUUUACUUUAUUUUUAAAGCUCGUAUACCUAAAUAAGCAAUUACAAUUGCUGUUAAACAUCGAUUGAGAUUUAUAAAUUUAGAUUUAUUAAUAUAAUAGAAAAGUUUAUAAUCUACUUAACGAUCUUUUAUUCGAAAAUUUACUUUUAAUGGAAAUUCUAAUAAUUAACAAGUUUUAUAAUGUUUUUUAUCUGCUAGUAAUUAUCUAAUAGGAUAUUUUAAAGUUGAAUAUCUGUCCCAAACAAGUGUGUAAUUAACAAUGGUGCUAAGCAUGAAAAAAAAAAGGUCUUGAGCAACAAUAUAGUGCGAUCCUUGCUGCAAUCUACCUUAAAAUCUACAAUAUUAGCUUAAAAUAGUUGUCUUGACCAGAACAUCAAGAGCUUUGUCGUUUCAUAAAAAUGUUUAUUACAACCUUAUUCGGUGCAGGUACUCAAUUGCUUUAGAAAUAUAAUUACAUUUUAAUUUUGUCAAAACUCAAAACCUAGAAUUCAUAAAAAUACUCCUGGACAAAACGAAUAUAAUUAUUAAGGUCCUAUAUUGUUUUUAUUUUAUGCAGAAAUGUAUACAUAUUAAAUUUAAUAGUUUGUUUAAAUAAAGUACCUACUAUAUUCAUGAUAUCUCUACUUUGUUUUUGUUAAAAAUGGCGUUAAGUAGAUUCUAGAUACUAAGUAAAAUUAGAAUUUUCGUUUGUUUAACGAUUGUAUCACAUAUCAAAGACACGUUUGAAACUAGAUAUCGAUGCUUUUGAUUACACAAUGAUUUGAUGUGCGAUUUGAUCUGAAGAAGAUAUUUAAUUUUUGCACACCUUCAAGUGCGAAUUUAUUGGCUUUAAAUGAAUUCAGUGUAUAAUAUGUGGAUAUUAUGUAGAUCUCUUAAUUACUAGAAAUAAGAUUUCUCAUUGCUAGGGUGUAUAUAUGUAAACAAACAAAAUGUUUUAUUUAUGCUUUAUAUUUAUUCAUUAUUAUACUCAUACCAGCUUGCUGUACUUUCAAUGUUGUUGGAUUUAUUUUGUAAGAUUUAUCAUUUAUAAAUUUGUAUUUCUGUUUUAAUAAACGAUUAUUCAUAA
Psylliodes chrysocephalus is the source of this 13031-nucleotide messenger RNA. Lineage: Eukaryota; Metazoa; Arthropoda; Insecta; Coleoptera; Chrysomelidae. The record is from the annotation of a GenBank genome assembly.